AUGCGCACAACAGGUUUGAAGAAAAGUAAAAUUACAGGGUUUUCUGGAGUUCACGAAGUGCUGAGGAUUCAAUACGACGAGAAAUAUAAUUCAUAUCUCUCUACAGACAACGACGAUUUUCUCUUUCUUACCACAAAUACUCAUGGAGAUAUCUAUGUAGCUGACUGGGCAGGGGAGGCAGUCGUGGUGUUCAAUGCUCUUGGUGAUUUUCGAUUUCGGUAUACUGGAAACGUCUCAGAAACAAAGCUUAAGAAGUUCAAGCCUUACGACAUUGCUACUGAUAUCAAUCAAAAUAUGCUUGUUACUGACACUGAAAACAAUUUAAUCCACGUUAUAGACCAAGAUGGAAACGUGAUCCGCCACAUAGAACACUUACAUGUAAGCGUGGGACCUUUCUGUAUAGACUCACAAGAAAAUCUGUUUAUUGGAGAUAUCAGUACCGGACUUGUUCAGUUAAUUAAAUAUCGUGUUUGA
Molecule: messenger RNA, 474 nt
Organism: Saccostrea cuccullata (small rock oyster)
Lineage: Eukaryota; Metazoa; Mollusca; Bivalvia; Ostreida; Ostreidae
Exons: 1
Coding region: 1-474 (157 amino acids)
Biological process (GO): protein polyubiquitination; proteasome-mediated ubiquitin-dependent protein catabolic process
Molecular function (GO): ubiquitin protein ligase activity
Source: RefSeq, a predicted model, not a curated record